GAUUUCAUAACCAACAUUAAAGAUGGCGUCGAAGAAAAAACGUGUGGCGGAACCGAUGACGACAGAAAGUGAUUCCAAUGAAAGUGGCAACGAUGACUUUGACGACGACGAAAUGAACGAUGGAAAUGAAAUUGAUACACCGAUAAAUGAGGAAGUGCAGGUUGAAUUCGAGGCUCGUAUGCUAGAUGAUAGUGAUUUUCAUGGAGUAAAAACUCUUUUACAACAGGUGUUCUUGAAAGCCAAUGUCAACCUCUCUGAGCUAACCAACACCCUCGUAUCUCAGAACUUCAUUGGAUGUGUGAUCAAGCAAAUGGAUGUUCCUGAUGACGAUGAUGAUGAUGGAAUGGAUGAAGAUGACAAUGAUGCUGUGUUUGGAAUGAUGUCUGUUGUGAAUAUUACAGAAAAGAAGGACCUUGAGUGUGUACAACAAGUACGCUCCCUUCUGUUGGACAAUUGUAAAGCCUGCGCCAAGGAUAAAAUGUCUCGUCUUUCCGACAUGCUACACAAUCCUGAUCAACACAUGGGUCUCCUGCUCAGCGAGCGGUACCUCAACAUCCCCCCACAGAUCUCUGUACCUAUGUAUGAUUCAUUGAUAAAAGACAUGGAGAAAUGCCAGAGGAAACAGAUGAAGUACUCCUUUGCUAGAUAUGUUAUGAUAAGUAAGACCUAUCGUAUGAAGAGUGCCAGCAAACAGAAGGAGGAACCCAUCUUCUUCUCGAACUCGGAGGAGGAACUUCUACACGAGGUGAGUGAGCUGAGUUUUACGUACUCUGUGAAGGAUGAUCGAGACACAGUGGUGGACGGACAGUGGGACUCUGACAACCCUAUGGAGGCCUUACGGACAGUAUUGGUCAUUCCUGCUGACCAGCUGAGUGUGGCAGUGACAAGGAUAAAGGCUGAACUGGCUUCAACCUAGCAAUAUUAAAGUUGUUUUAUCUGUAA
This is a messenger RNA of Mizuhopecten yessoensis (Yesso scallop), 942 nucleotides long. RefSeq names its product protein BCCIP homolog. Bases 23 to 916 code for a protein of 297 amino acids. The record is from RefSeq and is a predicted model, not a curated record. The transcript is spliced from 7 exons. NCBI's taxonomy places the organism in Eukaryota, Metazoa, Mollusca, Bivalvia, Pectinida, Pectinidae. Gene Ontology annotation, cellular component: nucleus.